AUGUCAAAAUCUGAAAAUUUAUAUACCAAGUUGCCAAAAACUGACGAUUCACGUAAUAUGCCAAACGCUACAAAAGUAGACAAGAAUUGUUAUAAUGCGUUCUGUAUGGUGGCAGGCGACCAUAUGGAUAACCCCUGGAAAUACGUUCGUCAAGACCUUUGCUAUCUCAUUUCUCAUUGGUUUGAUAUUAUCAAAUUUUUACUCGAUAAUAGUAUUUUCGGGAUACGUUUCAAUAACUCCAAAAUUCCGAAGGGAGGAAGCGAUGAGCUCGAUUUAUCAUAUUGGGAAAAUUGGAAAAGUAUGUUAUUUCAGCUAUGGUGUUUUUUCAACACGAUUCCUGCUAUUAUUCUCUAUCCAAUGAGAGAGAUGCAAUUAAAAGAAGAAGAAAGCCGUGAUCCUUUGAUAGAAGUAGAGGAGCACAAUGAUGAAAAAUGGUUUUUUAUUAACGGCGUCAUGGCAAAUAAACAUUGGUUAGAUGAAAACUGCAAACGUUUGGAGCAUCGUUUCAAUAGGGGUGUUACAGGCAUUUUUAAUAGCAGUUAUGGUAUUAUUUGGGAUACAGCUGAAACUAUCGUCUCGAGAAGCUUUGAUGAUGAAACAAUACCAGUACGUUGGGCUUCAUGGAAUAUUUUCAAAGCGCUUAAAGAUGAAAAUGUUAAAAGAGUUGUAUUGGUCGCUCAUUCUGAGGGAUCCGUCAUUACAAAUUUAGUCAUAAAAAAAUUAUACUGGGAGUUGAGCUAUUCAGAACAAGAUGAUUACAACGAACAGUUGCUUAAGAAACUUGAGGUAUAUACAUUUGCAAAUAUUUCUAGAGAGUUUAUAAAUCCAAAAGGUUUGAUUAGAUGCAUUGAACAUUAUGCAAAUGAAGAUGAUCUUAUUGCUAAGAUGGGCGUCCUUCAAGAAUCUGAAAAUCCACGUUUUCACGGGAAGAUUUUUAUUAACAAAAACGCUAGGGGCCAUCUUUUCAACAGGUAUUAUAGUCUUGAUCCUAAAGAUUAUGAGUUUUAUAAGAGACCAGAUGAAUGUUUAUUUUCCGAAUGUGAAAAGGGUGAAAACGCUCAGAAGCCCACGUUCUUAUUCAUAAAUCAUCCUAAAUUAUAA
Dentiscutata erythropus is the source of this 1101-nucleotide messenger RNA. Lineage: Eukaryota; Fungi; Glomeromycota; Glomeromycetes; Diversisporales; Gigasporaceae. The record is from the annotation of a GenBank genome assembly.